AUUAGAAUAAGAAUUGUCAUAUAAUAUUUACUGUGAUUCGCAACAACCUGAUGAACUUUGAAUACUGAAAAUCUGCUGUGUUUCAUUUCUAGGAUAUUUAUGCAGCUGACAAUCACGGAUAUAUAUUAUUUUUUGAUAAUAUCGCAUUUGAAUUUAUUAAGACACUAUUUUUCUUUUUAUAAUAUUAAUCAAUAAUUUAAUUCUGAAUUUGAGUAUCUUUUAUUUUUUCAUAUUAUAAAAAUGUUUUGUUUAUCUGAAAAUUAAAAAUUUUAAUUCUUAUCUGAUAACUGUGACCUAUCAGGUGCAAAGAAACAAUGUGGCAAGGCAAUAGAGAUCGGCGCUUAGUUCAAUGUUUAUUUUGCUCAAAACAUAGUUAACGAUCAUCUGAGAUACUUAUUUUUAAACGGACAUUUUUUAAAAACAAAUUAUGAUGAAUAUUUGAAUGCCUAAUACUAUAAUCAGUGUUUUAACAAAAGGAAUUUAUGAUCUUUCUGUCUUCCAAGUUUUUCAGUAGUUGAAAAUUAUAUUUAUUUUGGAACUAAAUUUAAAUUAAUAAUGCCUAAGCCUGGAUUUUAUGCAGUACGUGUUGGUAGAAAACCUGGUAUUUAUAUGUCAUGGGCUGAAUGUGAGGCUCAAGUAAAAGGUUUUCCUAAAGCAUCUUAUAAAAAAUUCGCUGACCUCGGUUCUGCGGAAAAUUUUGCUGGAAUAAAGCAUUCUGAACCAAAUACUGCUAAAAAUUUUGCUGGUGUAAAGCACGCUGAACCAAAUGCUGCCAUAAAAAAACGUGUUGGACCAAAUACUGCUGAAGACGAUAUCAAAAGAAAGUUUAAUGAAAUUGACAUGCAAAUAAUUAGUGAUAUAUAUAAACUUGCUAGUACAUUUGAAGCAGCACCUUCAACCUCUUCAGUACAUGAAAAACGAAAAAGCAGACCUACCAGUAAACGUACAAGAAACAGUGAACAAGAAUUCUCAUUUACUUCGAUACUUGAGAUAUCACCUAGUAGAACUUCCAAUGACUACUCUAGAGUUUAUGAACCAGAACCUUCAAAUUUUUCAGUGCUUGAAAGACAAACAGAUAGACAUUCUAGCAAUCUUAUAAAUAAUUUUGUACCUGAACCUUCAACUUCAUCUUCUAUGUCAAUUGAAGAUGCUUUUGAAAAUGUUCCAGAUUUUAUCUUUGAUUUAGCUGUUGACAAGCGGCCUUAUUAUGCUGUUCAUCGAGGUGCAAGACCAGGUGUUUACAGAACCUGGAAAGAAUGUGAAGCACAAAUUAAAAAUACAAGAGGUGCCUCAUAUCGUAAAUUUGAUAAUGAAGAGCAAGCUUUGGAAUAUGUGCAAACUGGUGGAAUAGUAAAGGCUACUAAGAGAGAAUUACGUGAAAUACCUUAUAAUAAUCGUGUGAAGAAACGUAGGAGAAACAGUGAUGGAAAAGUAGAAUAUGUUUUAGCAAAUCCUGAUGAACCUGUUGUGAUAUUUACUGAUGGAGCUAGUGCUGAAAAUGGCCGUAGAAGAGCUAGAGCAGGAAUAGGUAUUUAUUGGGGUCCUAACCAUCCUUUAAAUACAAGUAAAAGAUUACCUGGACGUCAAACAAAUAAUAGAGCUGAAAUUCAAGCUGCUGUGUAUGCUCUUAAUCAGGCUAAACAAAUAGGAGCUCGUAAGGUCAAGUUGUAUACUGAUAGUCAGUUCCUUAUUCAUGCUAUUACAGACUGGAUUAAAAAAUGGAAAACUAAUGGAUGGAAAUUAGUUAAUGGUGAUCCUGUUGUCAAUAAAGAUGAUUUUCUUGAGCUUGAAGCUAUUAGUCAGGGUUUAGAGGUUGAAUGGAUAUAUGUCAAAGCUCAUGCAAGAAAUCAUGGUAAUGAUGAAGCUGAUAGGUUAGCAGUUGCUGGAUCUAGAUUAUUACUUGAACCUUCAAAUUGUUCUGAAUUUCCAAAGCCUCAAAUUCAACCAGAAAAUUUAGAGCCUUUUAUUGUAACAGAUGCAUCAAGUUCCAGCACUGAAGUAUUGCCACUAAUCAUUCCUGAAGAGUGUAUUGAAAGAAAAGCUUUUUAUGCUGUACAUAAAGGAAAAUCACCUGGUGUGUAUAAAACUUGGGUUGAAUGUGAACAACAAAUUAAAGAUUUCCCAAAGCCCUGGUUUAAAAAAUUCUUUUCUGAAGAAGAGGCUCUUGAAUUUGUUAAAAAGGGUAAAGUUACUAAAAAAAUCAAUAUUCCUGAUCAUGGACCUGAUAAGUUUGUAACAGUAUUUACUGAUGGUGCUAGUUCCUGUAAUGGUCAAGAUGAUGCUAAAGCUGGUAUAGGUGUAUAUUGGGGACCAGGAAAUGAACUGAAUACCAGUAUGCGACUUCCAGGUAGACAGACAAAUAAUCGGGCUGAAAUUUUUGCUGCUGUGCAUGCUCUUAAACAAGCAAAACAACUUGGAAUAAAAAAUCUACGAUUAUAUACAGAUAGUCAGUUUGUUAUUAAAGGUAUAACUGAAUGGAUUGAUAAUUGGAAAGAAAGGGAUUGGGUAUCAUCUUCUGGGAAACCUGUUGUUAAUAAAGAAGACUUUAUAGCUCUAGAUAAUGCUCGCCAAGGCAUUAAUGUUGAUUGGUGUUAUGUCAAAGGUCAUGCUAAUAAUCCUGGUAAUGUUGAAGCUGAUAAAUUGGCAGUAGCUGGAUGUAACAAGGCAGUUUCUGAAAGUUUCUUUUUAGCUUGAAAACCUGCAGCAUAGACUAAUUGUUGCAUAUGAAUGUUUAACUGGAUUUUUUAAUAAAAGGCAUAGAAUGCUUUUCAUGCAACUCUUUUAAUACCAAAGUGUUCCAGAGGAAACUUAUUUAAUUUAGUCAACAGAUGUUAUUAAAUAAUUGAAUUUAUUUGUAUUGAUAAUUAAGAUUUUCUUAUGAUAUAUAUUGUUAAAACUAAAAAUACAUACAGUAAAAUAAAAAAUUAUUUUUAAUUUAGAAAAGAAAAUUAAAUUUGCUUGAAUCUGUAUACUGAUAUAUAAACUGAUUGAAAAUCGAAACGUGGAAUGUCAAUUAAAGUUUGAAAAAAAAUCUUUAAAAUGUUAAUUUUAAUUUUACUAUUGCUUCAGAAUGUACAUGACAAUUUUUGUUUAUUUACAAAAUUUCAAGCAUU
This is a messenger RNA of Argiope bruennichi, 3113 nucleotides long. RefSeq lists its product as uncharacterized. Lineage: Eukaryota; Metazoa; Arthropoda; Arachnida; Araneae; Araneidae. The record is from RefSeq and is a predicted model, not a curated record. Gene Ontology annotation, biological process: DNA replication, removal of RNA primer. The transcript has a single exon. Bases 556 to 2694 code for a protein of 712 amino acids. Gene Ontology annotation, molecular function: nucleic acid binding; RNA-DNA hybrid ribonuclease activity.